Cladocopium goreaui is the source of this 474-nucleotide messenger RNA. Lineage: Eukaryota; Dinophyceae; Suessiales; Symbiodiniaceae. The record is from the annotation of a GenBank genome assembly.
AUGGCAAGGCGUUGGAUCGAAGCGGAUCCCUGUUGGAACUUCGAUCCAACGGCCUUGCCAUUGGCCGAUUGGAUCGCCCUGCAACGGGAGGACGAUCCCCGGGUGGCCUUGCAACGCUUGAGCAGCGAAGUGCAUGACGAACUGGGCUUCAAGUAUGCCGCGGAAUACGAGGAGCUUCAGUUGGCCGUACGCUUGGUGGAUUGGUUGGUGGCAACUGAAGGCUGCCAAAACUUUCGACCGCAGCAAGCACAGAGGCUCUUGAACAGCGAGGGUCUUUGGCAAACCUUGCGAACGCGGUUGAUGCGUGCGUGGCGUGGCAUUUGGGGCGAAGACGCCGUGGAUCGCGUGGCCAAAGCCCUGCUUCAGAGGUUAGCCGACCCAGCCCUGGACGUGUCCGACGGUGCGACCAGAUCUCGACCUGUGGACUGCGUGGGGUUGCAGACGUACUUGGCCCUUUGCGAGGGCAUCCAUGGU